UAGUUCUCCUUUGGACUCUCGAUGGACUCCAUUCCUUUGAGUAUUAUCCCAUAACUCCCGGCAAGUAUGCGGUUGCAAUCUUGUGGGGCGGACAUCAUAUCCCUAAGAGUCCAUUUGAGGUCCAGGUGUCCCCAGAAGCUGACGCCCAGAAGGUACGAGCUUGGGGCCCGGGACUGUACAGUGGAAUGGCUGGAAAGGCAGCAGAUUUUGUGGUGGAGUCUGUUGGCACAGAGGCUGGCUCCUUAGGUUUUGCCAUAGAAGGUCCCUCUCAAGCCAAAAUCGAAUGUGAAGACCAAGAUGAUGGGUCAUGUGACGUCCGAUAUUGGCCAAAGGAGCCCGGGGAAUACGCCAUUCACAUAAUGUGUGACGAUGAGGAUAUUAAACACAGUCCUUACAUGGCUCUCAUCCAACCAGCGGCUGCAGACGUAUAUCCAGAUAAGGUGAAAGCUUAUGGGCCGGGACUGGAGAAAACCGGCUGCAUUGUUAAUACCCCUGCGGAAUUCUUCAUAGAUCCAACAGAUGCAGGAAAAGCAGCAUUAAAGAUCUAUUCCCAGGAUGUGGAAGGGAAUCCGGUGGAGAUCAAGACCAAAGAGAAACCAGAUGGGACUUACACCUGCUCCUACACUCCGGCCAAGCCAAUUAAACACACAGUGGCUGUCACAUGGGGCGGGGUCAGUGUACCUAACAGUCCAUUUAGGAUCAAUAUUGGACAAGGCAGUCACCCACAUUUGGUGAAGGUUUUUGGCCCCGGUGUGGAGAAAACUGGAUUGAAAGCAAAUGAGCCAACUCACUUUACAGUCGACUGCACCGAGGCAGGAGAAGGUGACGUGAGCGUCGGAAUUAAAUGUGAUGCCCGUGUGAUCAGCGAGGAGGAGGAAGAUAUCGACUUUGAUAUUAUUCCCAACGCUAAUGACACAUUCACUGUGAAAUAUAUGCCGCCCGCUGCAGGACGUUACACCAUUAAAGUGCUCUUUGCAGGAGAAGAAAUUCCUGAAAGUUCUUUUAGAAUCAAAGUCGAUCCCUCACACGACGCCAGCAAAGUGAGAGCCGAGGGCCCAGGACUGAGUAAAUCCGGUGUUGAAAACGGGAAACCCUCGCAUUUUACAGUUUACACCAAGGGUGCAGGGAAGGCCCCGGUCGAUGUGUCCUUUACUGGAGCAGCCGCAGGGGAUGCAGUGAAAGACUUCGAGAUCAUAGACAACUACGAUUAUUCACACACUGUCCGAUACACUCCGACACAGCAGGGCAAAAUGAAAGUGUCUGUGAAUUACGGCGGUGACCCUAUUCCGAAGAGCCCCUUUACCGUAGGGGUGGCAGCGCCGCUGGACUUGAACAAGAUCCGAAUAAAUGGCCUGGAAAGUAGAGUGGAGGUUGGCAAAGAUCAGCUGUUUACUGUGGAUCCUAAUGGAGCUGGUGGGCAAGGAAAACUGGAGGUGAAGAUCUCCAGCCCUAGCCGAAAAUCAGUCCCGUGUCUGGUGGAACCUGUUGGUGGUAAAGAGUGCAGCACUGUGAAAUAUAUUCCCAAAGAGGAGGGUCUGUACAAUGUUGAUGUGACUUAUGAUGGGAAUCCAGUUCCUGGAAGUCCAUAUGUAGUGGAAGCCACUUUGCCUCCUGAUCCAUCAAAGGUGAAGGCCUAUGGACCAGGUCUCAAAGGUGGUCUUGUUGGAAAACCUGCCGAGUUUACCAUUGAUACAAAAGGAGCUGGAACUGGUGGUUUGGGUCUAACUGUUGAAGGACCUUGUGAAGCGAAGAUUGAAUGUUCUGACAAUGGCGAUGGCACAUGUUCUGUCUCCUACCUCCCUACUACACCAGGAGAAUAUUUUGUUAACAUCCUGUUUGAGGAAACCCACAUUCCGGGGUCACCUUUUCAAGCAAAUGUUGAAAUGCCCUUUGAUCCUUCCAAAGUAAUCGCCACGGGUCCAGGCCUCGAGCAUGGCAAAGUAGGAGAAACUGGCUUGAUUCAUGUGGACUGUUCCCAAGCAGGACCAGGUGACCUGGCAGUUGAGGCUGUCUCUGAUUCUGGGUCACAAGCGGAGGUUAAUGUACAGGAUAACAAAGACGGGACAUACACAGUCACCUACGUGCCACUUUUUGCUGGCAUGUAUACACUGGCAUUGAAAUACGGUGGAGAACAAGUGCCAAAGUUCCCUGCCCGAGUUAAAGUUGAUCCAGCUGUGGAUACCAGUAAUAUUAAAGUGUUUGGACCAGGAAUUGAAGAAAAAGGGGUUUUUAGAGAAGCUACAACAGACUUUACCGUGGAUGCCAAAUCACUAGCCAAAACUGGAGGCGAUCACGUCAAAACCAAAAUCACUAAUCCGUCCGGUGCGUCCACCGAUUAUGUUCUAAGAGAUAAUGGAGAUGGAACUUACUUUGUGGAGUACACUCCCUUUGAAAAAGGUGUUCAUACAAUUAAGGUGACCUAUGAUGAUGAAGCCGUCCCCAACAGCCCAUUCAAAGUAGGAGUGACAGAGGGGUGCUACCCUGACCGUGUGAAAGCCCAAGGUGCUGGACUCACAGAAGCUGUGACAAGCAAGCCAAACUUGUUCUCAGUCAUUACAAGGGGGGCUGGGAUUGGUGGUCUGGGAAUUACAGUUGAAGGACCCUCGGAAUCCAAAAUGUCUUGUAAAGACAACAAAGAUGGCAGCUGCAGUGUGGAAUACACUCCAUAUGUUCCAGGGGACUAUGAUGUGAAUAUAACAUAUAAUGGAGAGCAUAUUCCAGGCAGUCCAUUCAGAGUACCAGUGAAAGAUGUUGUGGAUCCCGGCAAGGUCAAGACAUCUGGGCCUGGGCUGGGCACAGCAGUACGAGCAAAUAUCCCCCAGCAGUUUACUGUGAAUAGCAGCAAAGCUGGAAUUGCUCCCCUGGCAGUGCAGGUGACGGGACCAAGAGGGACGGUGGAACCAGUAGACAUAGUGGAUAAUGGAGACGGGACUCACACAGUGAGUUAUACGCCCACGCUGGAGGGCCCCUAUACCGUAGCUGUCCAGUAUGCUGAUGAAGAGAUCCCACGAAGUCCCUUUAAGGUGAAGGUCUUGCCAACGUAUGAUGCCAGCAAGGUGACUGCCAGCGGUCCUGGACUCUGCGCUCAAGGAGUUUCUGCCAGCCUGCCAGUUAAUUUUGCUGUAGAUGCCAAGAAUGCAGGACUAGGACCUCUGUCGGUCCAAAUCACGGAUCAAGAAGGGAAGCCAAAGAAAGCACAUAUUCAGGACAACAAUGAUGGCACCUAUUCUGUAUCUUACAUCCCAGACAGGACUGGGCGCUACCAUGUUGCUGUGAAAUAUGGAGGAGAUGACAUCCCUUACUCCCCAUAUAGAAUUCGUGCCAUGUCCAUAGGAGAUGCCAGCAAGUGCACAGCAGCAGGUCCCGGUAUCCAGGCAGCAGUAAAAACAGGGGAGGAAGUUGGUUUUGUGGUCGAUGCCACAACCGCUGGUAAAGGGAAAGUCACGUGCAGCAUCCUCGGCCCAGAUGGGUUGGAGACUGAAGCAGAUGUGAUCGAGAACGCGGACGGCACUUAUGACAUUUACUACACUACAGCUAAAACCGGACCCUACGUCAUCCACGUUCGCUUUGGUGGAGCUGACAUCCCCAAUAGCCCCUUUACUGUAAUGGCUACAGAUGAAGUCCCCGUACAGGUGCAGCAGCAGUCCCUUAGUGCAUGUCCUCCAGGCUACCAGUCCUUGGUAUCGGAGGCAGAUUAUGCUCCUGUUGGCUCAAUGAAUGGUCUGGGUUUCCGGCCUUUUGAUUUGGUUAUUCCAUUUGCCGUACGAACUGGAGAGAUAACAGGGGAAGUUCACAUGCCUUCUGGGAAGACAGCCCCCGCAGAUAUUGUUGACAACAAAGAUGGUACUGUGUCUAUUCGAUACGUUCCCACAGAAACUGGACUGCACGAGCUGGCCAUUAAAUGUAAUGGAGCUCACAUCCCAGAAAGCCCACUGCAGUUCUUCGUGAAUUAUCCAAACACAGGAAGUGUCUCUGCAUAUGGACCAGGCCUUAUCUAUGGGGUCGCCAAGAAGCCAGCCACAUUCACAAUUAUAACAGAAGAUGCUGGAGAAGGGGGCCUGGAUCUGGCAAUAGAAGGGCCCUCCAAGGCAGAGAUCAGCUGCAUUGAUAACAAAGAUGGCACUUGCACUGUGACAUAUCUGCCCACCCUUCCAGGAGAUUAUAACAUCCUAGUGAAAUAUAAUGACAUACACAUCGCUGGAAGCCCUUUUGUUGCAAAAAUCACAGAUGAUAGCAGGCGGCGCUCACAAGUAAAACUCGGUUCCACGGCAGACUUUUUAUUGGAUAUCACGGAGACUGAUCUGAGCCUUCUGUCUGCCAGUAUAAAAGCCCCAUCUGGUCGUGAUGAGCCCUGUCUUCUGAAAAGGCUUCCAAACAACCAUAUUGGAAUUUCAUUCAUCCCAAGGGAAGUUGGGGAGCACUUAGUCAGCAUUAAGAAAAAUGGCCGCCACAUACCCAACAGUCCUAUAUCCAUCAUGGUUUACCAGUCAGAAAUAGGGGACGCCAGCAAGGUGAAAGCCUUUGGGCCAGGUCUGAUUGAAGGGCGGUCGUAUGAGAUGUCAGAUUUUAUUGUGGAUACCAGAGAGGCAGGCUACGGUGGGCUCUCGCUGGCAGUGGAAGGACCCAGUAAAGUAGACAUCCAAACAGAGGACCUAGAGGAUGGCACAUGCCAGGUCUCCUAUUGUCCAACAGAACCAGGAGUUUACAUUGUAUCCAUCAAGUUUGCAGAUGAGCAUGUUCCAGGAAGCCCAUUCACAGCCAAAGUGAUUGGGGAGGGAAGAAUGAAGGAGAGCAUCACACGCAGGAGGAAAGCACCAUCUGUGGCCUCAGUGGGUGGCCUUUGCGAGCUGAACCUGAAAAUACCAGAAAUUGACCGACAUGAACUGACGGCAAAGGUCAUCAGCCCAUCAGGGAGGAAACAAGAAGCAGAGAUUGUUGAUCUUGGACAGAACACGUCGUGUGUGCGUUUUGUGCCACAAGAGACCGGGAUCCACACCGUGAGCGUAAAAUACAAAGGGGAGCAUGUGCCAGGCCCAUUCCAGUUCACCGUGGGACCCCUGGGAGACGGUGGAGCUGAGAAAGUGAAGGCUGGAGGCCCUGGAUUAGAAAGAGGAGAGGCUGGAGUUCCAGCUGAAUUCAGUAUAUGGACCCGGGAAGCUGGUGCCGGAGGCCUCUCCAUUGCUGUAGAAGGCCCAAGUAAAGCUGAACUUUCAUUUGAAGACCGGAAAGAUGGCUCUUCUGGAGUUUCCUAUGUUGUACAAGAGCCUGGUGACUACGAAGUGAUUAUCAAGUUCAACGAUGAACAUAUUCCCCAGAGCCCAUUCCUAGUUCCCAUCGUUGCCACUUCGGACGAUGCCCGUCGGCUCACUGUCACCAGCCUUCAGGAAUCUGGAUUGAGAGUUAACCAACCAGCAUCCUUUGCCAUACGGCUUAAUGGGGCUAGAGGCAAGAUUGAUGCCAAGGUUCAUAGCCCGUCUGGAGCGGUGGAGACUGCUUUGUCACUGAACUGGAACCAGGUAAAUCUAUUGCCUUGGAGGCCCAUUUAUCAAGGUCCGAAUUUAUCUCAAUAUUUUCUGAAACCAAAUCCACACAGGUUUUUUCACCUUAUUUAUAAAUACACUUUUCCAAAAAUUUUGUUAACAGGGAAAACACACAAAAAAUCGUGAAAAAUAUAAAUCGUA
Messenger RNA from Xenopus laevis (African clawed frog), 5681 nucleotides. Its product is annotated as filamin-B-like. The record is from RefSeq and is a predicted model, not a curated record. NCBI's taxonomy places the organism in Eukaryota, Metazoa, Chordata, Amphibia, Anura, Pipidae.